This is a messenger RNA of Ectocarpus sp. CCAP 1310/34, 2071 nucleotides long. The record is from the annotation of a GenBank genome assembly. NCBI's taxonomy places the organism in Eukaryota, Phaeophyceae, Ectocarpales, Ectocarpaceae.
AACAAAGCGAAGCGACAGGUCACACUCGCAGCAGUCGCACACACGCAGACAGCCUUGCUCAAUCGCCGCUUGUGUCCCACCCGACGUGCGUCCGGAAAUACAUUGAACUGAUCGUGUUUGGGGGGAAGCCGUGUGAUCCACAAGUUGGCACUUCCAGAGGAGCAGAAAGCGGGACACACACACACGGCAGCAGGAAGGGCUAACCAUGAGCGAAGCUGUCGAGGCCGCACCGGCCUCCAGGACCACCAGCCAGUAUGACCUAACCCGGACCAUCAGCAAGUAUUUGGAUCUGCACAUGAUGUUCCCGCUGCUGGACUUCGUGGAGAUGUCGAACAUCUACCCCGCGGACCAGGUCGCGCAGGCCCGGCUCGACCUCCUCGACGGGACGAACAUGAGCGACUACGCAAUGGAGAUUUACAAGAGCCUCAACAACACGGAUGAAGACCCGCCCGACAUGGUGGAACGUCGCGCGGAGGUGUUCGCCCGCAUGUCUACCCUCAAGGAUGAGGCUGGCAUCCUGACGGAGGUCUUCGCCGACAAGGCUGUGGUGGAGGAGGCCUCGUUGACCCAAGUGGACCCCGCCAGCUUCACCCAGCAGCAGCUCUCGGUGGAGAAGCUGAUCAAGGAGCAGAACUUCACCUGGAAGGGCAUCAAGGGCGAGCUGGGGCUAGAGGACUCAGCCCUGGAGGCGUACUACGCGAACGCCAAGUUUCAGUCCGACUGCGGCGACUACGUGACCGCCGCCGCCGCCCUCAAGAGCUAUUGCGACAUCACGCAGACCCCCGGGGUCCCCGGCAGCGGUCCCAACGGCAUGAGCGCUCUGUGGGGCCGGCUUGCUUGCGAGAUCCUGGUGGCCAACUGGGACGGCGCGUUGACCCUGUUGCGAGAGCUCAAGUCCUGCAUCGAAUUCACCAACGCUCCCCCUUUGGAGCAGUUGCAGCAGAGGAGCUGGCUGCUGCAUUGGAGCUUGUUCGUCUUCUUCAACCACGCCAACGGAAGGGAUGAGCUUGUCACCUUGUUUUUCGAGGAGCCCUUCAUGCAAGCCAUCCAGACCAACUGCCCCUGGCUGCUACGGUAUUUGGUGACGGCGAUCAUCCUUACCAAGGCGGGGGCGGGAGGAGGCAAGUACGUGAUGCGGGACUUGAUGCGCGUGCUGGAGCACGAAAAGCACGCCUACACCGACCCCGUAACGGAGUUCCUGGAGGGGCUUCAGAUGUCCUUCGACUUCGACGGCGCGCAGGCACGGCUGGUCGAGUGCGAACGGGUUCUGCUGAGCGACUUUUUCCUUUGCAACUGCGCGGACGAGUUCAUGGAGGCGGCCCGUCACUUCAUCUUCGAAACGUACUGCCGCAUACACCACAAGAUCGACAUCGGCAUGCUCGCCGAUAAGAUGGGGAUGGAGAUGGAAGCAGCCGAGAAGUGGAUAGUAGACCUCAUCCGGGGAUCUAAGUUGGACGCCAAGAUCGACUCGCGCGACAACAAUGUCAUCAUGGGCGGCACGUUCCCCUCGGUCUACCAGCAGCUCAUGGGGAAGACAAAAGACCUGACGGUGCGCAGCUACACCCUGGUCAACAUGCUCAAGCAGCUUGCCACCGACACCGCAAAUGGCGUCACCCCUGACCCGGCGAACUACAGCGGCCGCGGCGGUGGCGACUGGGGCAGCGGACGGGGUCGCGGGAGGGGGAGGGGCGGCGGGGGACGGUCAGGCGGCCGGGGAGGAGACAGGGGCAGCGGCGGGGGCAGGGGUAGCAGUGGCGGCGGCGACCGGGGUUACCAGAGCAGAGGGGGCGGCAGGAACAGCUCCCGUGGGGGGGACUGGUGAAAUGAGCAUGGCCGUACGUGACGGAAGACAUCCCACCCCCCUGGACCAAUUCUCGGAGCCCGAUACUCUGCUGCACAAGACAGCAGCGGCGCUGGAAAUGGCGGGAGUCUUGUCUAGAGCUUUCCGAAAACGUGUCGUAUGGUUUAUGGACCCUCUUCGACGUUGAGUAAGCGAGCUUAUUGAAGAUAUCGGUCCAAGGGGUGUGGUAUGUUGUGUCAUGUCACCUACGGUAUUAGUAGGGCAGAGGGG